AUGGUCCGCCUACGAGAAAUCCCUCGCACCGCCGUCUUCGCCUGGUCCCCUGGAGCCGGUGCUCCUCUGGUUGUGACAGGCACACGAGCCGGCGCGGUCAACGAUGACUUCUCCAGCGAAACGAAGCUUGAGUUGUGGGACUUGGGACUGGACAAGCUGGACCACGAGAGCGACCUGAAGCCAGCUGGCAACCCCAUAACCACCGACUCAGGGUUCAACGAUAUUGCCUGGAGCGAGCCCAGCGACGACCAUCCCCUAGGUGUCAUUGCAGGAGCGUUUGAAAAUGGAUCGAUUGAUCUCUGGGACGCUCAAAAGCUGCGCAAUGGCUCCUCGGACGCUUUCAUUUCGCGAACGACCAAGCACAGUGGCAGCGCAAAGGCAUUGCAGUGGAACCCGUACAGGCACAACCUCUUAGCCUCAGUGGGUUCAAAAGGCGAGAUCUUCAUCUACGACCUCAACAACAUGGCCAACCCAUUCAGGCUGGGUGCCUCGGUAGCAAGAGCGGACGACAUUGAGUGUUUGGAUUGGAACAAGCAAGAGAAGACGGCACAUAUCUUGGCUACGGGCAGCAGCGGUGGCUUUGUGACUGUGUGGGACGUGAAGCAGAAGAAGGACAUCUUGACAUUGAACAAUCAAGGCCGUAAAGCUGUCAGUGCUGUGGCCUGGGAUCCAGAAGAGAGCACGAAGCUGGCAACUGCGACGCCCAACGAUCAAGAUCCGCUGGUCUUUUUGUGGAGCCUGAGGAACAGCAGUGCGCCAGAGCGGACACUGAAGGGCCACGAGCUGGGCGUGCUAGGGCUGGCAUGGUGUGUGCAGGAUCCUGACCUGCUUUUGUCUUGCGGGAAAGACAAUCGCACCAUUUGCUGGAACCCGAAGACAGGAGAGCGAUACAGUGAUUUCGCGGCCGGCUCAAACUGGGCAUUCCAGACAAGGUGGAACCCGCAUAAUCCAAAUCUCAUUGCAAGCGCAUCAUUCGACGGCAAGAUUCUGAUUACUUCCAUCCAAAGCACCAAUGCCAAAGCUGAGGAGCAGACCGCUGCAAAUCAGGCACUAGAUAGCGAAGACUUCUUCGCGAAGGCGCAGACCCAACCCCAAGGUAUCUCGUUCAGCAUUCCAAAGACUCCCAAGUGGGCGGCUAGGCCAGCAAGUGUUUCCUUCGGGUUCGGCGGCAAGCUCAUUCGCGUGACUUCGGAUGCCACGCGAAAGAGCAAGGUCUCAAUUGAGACUUUCUCGGCAGAUAAUUCAAUCGGAGAUUCUACUGUCAAGUUUGAGGAGAAGCUUGGCAGUGGUGACUUGACAGGCAUUUGCGAAAGCAAGAUUCAGAGCGCAAAGAGCGACGAGGAGAAGGCUGACUGGCAGGUCAUCGAGACGUUGAAUGCGGGCAAGUCAAGAAAGAAGCUCAGGCAAUUUCUCGGCUUUGACGAUGAUUCUGAUGUCGAUCUGGCCAAGGAAACGGAGAAGCUAGGAAUCAACGGUGACGCCGCAGCCGACAGCAAGGUCAAUGGCGAUAAACACGACUUAUUCGGCGGCGGAGACGAUGGCGACGGCGACAACUUCCUUGCUGAUCUCGCGGCAACGAAGGGCGCCAAGACAAACAACCCCUUCAGCAUCUACACCGGCUCAGAGUCCGAGGCAGACAAGGGCAUCACGCAGGCGUUGAUGCUUGGCGAAUUUGAGAAAGCACUCGAAAUUUGUCUCAAAGAAAACAGAAUGUCAGACGCCUUCAUGAUUGCAGUGUGCGGCGGCCAGAAGUGCAUCGACAAAGCACAGAGCGCGUAUCUCAAAAAGAAGGCGGAUGGUCCGAACUACUUGCGCUUGCUCGCGAGCAUAGUUGGCAACAACCUGUGGGACUUCGUCUAUAAUGCAGACUUGAGCAACUGGAAGGAGGUCAUGGCCACGCUUUGCACCUACGCGGAUGAGAAGGAGUUUCCAGAUCUUUGCGAAGCUCUUGGCGACCGUCUCGAGGAAGCAUACCAGGCAGGAGACGGCGCGAAGACGCUGCGCCGAGAUGCAUCGUUCUGUUACCUGGCUGGCGCCAAGCUGGAGAAGGUGGUCAACAACUGGGUCGAGGAACUGCAAGAGCACGAGAAGGCGGCUUUGGAGAAGUCGGAGGACGACAACAGCUUCUCUGUACAUGCUAAAAGCUUGCAGGAGUUCAUCGAGAAAGUUUCGGUCUUCAGAAAGGUCACAAACUUCCGUGACUCAGAGCUGCAGUCUACUGCCGAUUGGAAACUCGCACCACUCUACAAUCUCUACGCGGAAUACGCUGAGAUCUUGGCGGCUCAUGGUCAACUGAGCAUCGCAGAACGAUAUCUCGAUUUGUUGCCGGGCAAGUUUGAAGGCGCAGAGUCCGCGCAACAACGCAUCAAGCAGGCCACGAAGAAAGCAGCGGCAGCCUCCCAGGGGAGAAGUGCAACGGCGCAGCGAACAACGGCUAGAGCACAGCCGGCAGUGCAGCCUUUCCUGCCCCAACAGCCUCAGCAGCCCGUGCAACCUCUGAUCAACCAGGCAAGGAAUCCACCCUCUCUGUAUUCUCCAGCCGGUGUCAGCACACCAGCUCCAGCAGCACCCGGGCCACACGCACCAGCUUCGAACACUUAUGCGCCAGCAGGAUACCAACCACCUCAGCCCUCUGCUCCCUACGGGCAGCCAGCUGGCUAUGGCGGAUACCAGGCUGCGCAGCAACAAGCACCGCUGCCGCCUCCACCCCGUGCUGGCACUACAUCGCCUUCAGCGCCUCCACCGUCAGCCGCGAGAAACAUGACCAACUGGAACGACAUGCCUGACAACUUCCUCAAUCAGCGAGCGCCCAACUCACGGCGUGGCACACCUGGCCCUGCGCCGGUAGCCUCACCAUUUCCCAAUGCUGUACCGAACCCUAUGUCCCCACCGCCAAUUGCUGGCCCGCCGCAAGGCUUCCAAAAGCCAACUCCACCUCUGCCGCCUCCACCAAAGGCUGGCGAGGCACCACCUAGAGUCAUGUCGCCCGCUACUGCGCCGCCCCAAGGUAUCUCGCGCCCUGCAUCAUCAGCUGCCAACACUUAUGCUCCACCGCCGAGUGCUCAAACUGUUGGUUCGACUUUGCCUGCUCCUUCUGCACCUCCGCCUGUACAGCGUGGGCCUUCACCAUAUCAGCCGCCUCCAUCAACAUCCACGGCAGCACCGUCGAACCGGUACGCCCCUGCGGCUGGUUCUCAACCAUCACCAGGCCCUGGAGCGAUGCCUCCCCAGAGAAACGUCGCGCCAAACCCUUACCAAGCACAGCAUCAAAGCCCGUACGCACCGCAACAAGCGCCUCAGCAGGGAGGAUACGGUCAGCCGCCGCAAUCGCAAGGACCGCCGCCGCGAGCAGGGCCGCCACCAGGAGGACCACCUCGAGCGGCGCCACCGCCUCAGUCGACUGCCGGUCCACCACCUCAAGGACCCCCUAUCCGUGGCGGUCCAGCGCCUCCUGUCCAGCAACUGCCCCAGACCGCCGCCGAUACUCCCGCGACAUCAGCAUCACCAGCUCCCCCGCCCAAAGCGAAACACCCUCGAGGCGACAGAUCACACAUACCGGCAACGGCACAGCCAAUUGUCGAUCUCCUCACCCCCGAAGUGGCACGCAUCAAGACCGUCGCCCCGCAAGCGUUCAAACCCCAAGUCGACGACAUGGACAAGCGGAUCAACAUCCUCUUCGACCACCUCAACAAUGAGGAUCUUCUGCAGCCGGACACCGUCCAGCAAAUGGUGCAGAUCUCGCAGUUCGUGGCGGAGAAGCAGUGGGAUCAGGCGCAGGCGCUCUUCACCGAGAUGCAGUCGGCUAAGCUUGACACUGAAGGGACGCAUUGGAUGGUCGGCGUUAAGCGCCUCAUUAAUAUUGGUCGGGCUACUAAAGCGUAG
Messenger RNA from Zasmidium cellare ATCC 36951, 3882 nucleotides. RefSeq lists its product as uncharacterized. Gene Ontology annotation, biological process: COPII-coated vesicle cargo loading; endoplasmic reticulum organization; endoplasmic reticulum to Golgi vesicle-mediated transport. The coding region runs from base 1 to 3882 and encodes 1293 amino acids. Gene Ontology annotation, cellular component: COPII vesicle coat; endoplasmic reticulum exit site. NCBI's taxonomy places the organism in Eukaryota, Fungi, Ascomycota, Dothideomycetes, Mycosphaerellales, Mycosphaerellaceae. Gene Ontology annotation, molecular function: structural molecule activity; protein binding. The transcript has 2 exons. The record is from RefSeq and is a predicted model, not a curated record.